Messenger RNA from Periophthalmus magnuspinnatus, 2233 nucleotides. RefSeq lists its product as uncharacterized. The transcript has 6 exons. Bases 278 to 1303 code for a protein of 341 amino acids. Gene Ontology annotation, cellular component: nucleus. NCBI's taxonomy places the organism in Eukaryota, Metazoa, Chordata, Actinopteri, Gobiiformes, Gobiidae. The record is from RefSeq and is a predicted model, not a curated record.
ACAGCGGAAAGAGAGAGAGAGAGGAGUCUGCGCACUGCAGUGCCUUCUUUCGUUCGGAAGUUUGGAAAAAUACACAAAGGAGCAGCGGAGCGGAGUGAGGUGAGUGUCCGGACACAGACCUCAGUAGUCUCCUGCUUUGCCCUCUGGAGCGUGGCUGUCUGCUGCAGAGCCAUCCCAUGAGCCAUCCACGGAGCGCAUCAACCCGCGGAGAAGCGAGAGGCAGCGACAGAACGCCCCCGGAGCCGCAAAGCAUUUGUGUGUCAGGAUCAGCACAGAGAUGAACAAGGCGGAUUACAUCAUCCCUCCAGAUGAGGACUUCACCAGAGUGGACCCAACGCUCCUCGGGAACAGGGCCAAACCGCGGUUCUCCCACACGGAGGUCAAGGUUUUGCUCGAGGCCAUCAAGAAGAACCGCUAUGUCCUGCUCCGGAAGUUUAACCAGGGCGUCUCUGCUGAGGCCAAGAAGAAGAUGUGGUGCCGAAUCACAGACCAGAUCAACAGUCUGGGGGAGAACCAGAGGGAGGUGCGUCAGAUCAUGAAAAAGUGGGCGGACCUGAAGUUCGAUGCAAAGCGCCGCAUGGUGGGAUCCAGGAAGCGCUUCAGGAGGAGGAACCUGGGCCCCAUUGAGAAGGCUGUCCACAAGAUCCUCACCAUGAGCCCAAAGGGAGAUGGAGAGAGCGACAUAGACCUUGAUGAGGACCGCUCCUUCGCCAGUAUCUCUCUGCCUGAGAACAGCCUGUCUGAGAACACUAGCUUCAGCCUGCCUGACAGCUCCUACAGCGAAACCUUCAGUUCUGAGAUGUCCACCACCGACAGGGCAGGGGACGACUUGAACUAUGAAUCCCCGGACUAUGGCCUGGACUUUGAUGAGGAGGAUGAUGAAGACCACAGCCCCCUGAUGGAGUCAGAGGAGUUCUUCCGAUCAAAACCCACAUACACGUACUCCCGACAGGAGGGCAGCCCGUCCCGCCCCCAGGGCCCCGCCCCCUCAUCCCAGGACCAACAGCAAGGGGCAGGCCAGAUGCUGCAGAGCGCCACCACGUUGCCCCUGGCCCAGUGCCUGCAGCAGCAGAGGGUGAGCCGGGUGCUGCUGGCCUCAGUGGCCCGUUCCGUGGAGACCCUGGCACGCUCACUACAACUGAUGAAGCAAAGGCAGCAGGACUUUGUGCAGGAGUCUCUGGAGCUCCAGAGGCAAGGCGUGGACACUCUCAGGGACUUCUCCACUAUGGCCCUUGCUAUGCUGCGGACGCCACCCCGCGAUACAUCCACGGCCACGCCCAUCCCUGCGUAUAUACACAAGUGACACACCCACCGACAUGUCCACCACCGCAUACAUACACGUGGCACGUGGUUACUCAAGUAACCACUGCACCGACAGUAAAGUCACUCAGGACUUUUAAGACUCUGGGGGCCCCUUGUUGUAGCUUCCUUGGGCCACAUACACUAUAUACAAAAAUACAGAGGCCAGAAGGAUCAAGAUAAUACUGACCAGAGAUGGUUUGCUGUAUGGUUUUCAUGUUCCCUUUAACCUGUAAAUCUUAGUAACACUGUAACUCUUUCAUUGUUCAAAUGUAAAUAUUUAUGUAUGUGACUUUAAUCAUGUUACUCGGGCAACCUACUGUACCUCACUGCUCUAGUCAUGUGACCCAAAGAUCAAAUGACUGCUAAGAAGGACUGUAUACACCAAAUGAAAAAGUAAGUAAGUUGUGCUAGAAUCCAGUGACUCAAAAGUUUGUAUUCAGAACAUGGAUUUUUGGUAGAUUUGUACAGUUACUUCUCAACAAUGAGUAAGAGUAACUUAAAACAUUAUAUAAUAUAUAAUUAUGUAAUUAUAAAAUAAUGCACAAAAUCUGGUAUUUACAAACGAUAGAAACAAAAAUGAGAAAAACUGAAGGAGCGAUGCAAUAAACACAAAUGUUCAAAUAAUUUUGUAUUAUCAACAUAAAGCUUUUGUCACUUUGAGUAAUCAGAACUUUUACCCAAGUAAGAAUACUGUUACUUCAGUACAAAUAUUACUCAAGUGGACAAAAGUAUGCUGCUAGAAAAGUACUCUGAAAAGUAUAAUUUCUUUAAAAAGUUAAAUGUAACUGAGUACUAUCCACCUCUGAUUAUUAAUAAUACAUUCUGACCUGUUCUUAAAAGUUGUAUCGCCUUCUCUCUAUCUUUCACUUUCCUGAACCUAACCUUUUUUAAAAAAAAAUAAACCACAACUGGCAGAAAAAUAUCUUUGUUU